Molecule: messenger RNA, 546 nt
Organism: Pyrgilauda ruficollis (rufous-necked snowfinch)
Lineage: Eukaryota; Metazoa; Chordata; Aves; Passeriformes; Passeridae
Gene: CTDNEP1
Product: CTD nuclear envelope phosphatase 1
Exons: 6
Molecular function (GO): protein serine/threonine phosphatase activity
Source: RefSeq, a predicted model, not a curated record
AUGGCGGCGCCGGCGGCGGCCCCGGUGGAGCCCCGAUGGAAUUUGGGGAUUCCCGAAUUUCGGGGUCCCCCCAAAUUUGGGGUUUCCCAGGUGAUCCAGUACCAGACCGUGCGCUACGACGUCCUGCCCCUGUCCCCCAUCUCCCGGAACCGCCUGAACCAGGUGAAGAGGAAGAUCCUGGUGCUGGACCUGGACGAGACCCUGAUCCACUCCCACCACGACGGCGUCCUGCGGCCCACGGUGCGGCCCGGGACCCCCCCCGACUUCAUCCUCAAGGUGGUGAUCGACAAACACCCCGUGAGGUUCUUCGUGCACAAACGGCCCCACGUGGAUUUCUUCCUGGAGGUGGUGAGCCAGUGGUACGAGCUGGUGGUGUUCACGGCCAGCAUGGAGAUCUACGGCUGCGCCGUGGCCGACAAGCUGGACAACAACCGCAGCAUCCUCAACCGCCGCUACUACCGACAGCACUGCACGCUGGAGCUGGGCAGUUACAUCAAGGACCUGUCGGUGGUGCACAGCGACCUGUCCAGCAUCGUCAUCCUGGAC